AUGGCUAUGGCAUCAAACAUCUUAGUGAACAUCCAGGAGGAGGUGACCUGCCCCAUCUGCCUGGACCUCUUGAAAGAGCCCCUAAGCCUAGACUGUGGCCACAGCUUCUGCCGAGCCUGCAUCACAGCAAACAAUAAGGAGUCUGCGGCAACCCGGGAGGAGAAGAGCAGCUGCCCUGUGUGCAGAAUCAGUUACGAGCCUGGGCACCUGCGGCCUAAUCGGCAUCUGGCCAACAUAGUAGAGCAGCUCAGAGGAGUCAAGAUGAGCCCAGAGGGGGAGCAGGAGAAAGAGCUCUGUGUGCGCCAUGGAGAGAAACUCCUGCUCUUCUGUAAGCAGGAUGGGAAAGUCAUUUGCUGGCUUUGUGAGCGGUCUCAGGAGCAUCGUGGUCACCAGACCUUCCUCAUUGAGGAGAUUGUCCAGGAGUACAAGGAGAAGCUCCAGGGCACCCUGGAGCAGAUGAGGGAAAAGCUGCAGGAAUCUGGACAUUUGGAAGCUGAAGUCAAAGAAAGGACAACUUCCUGGAAGAGUCAAAUACAAAGUGAGAGACAAGGUGUCCAGGCAGAGUUUGCAGAACUGAGAGGUCUCCUGGACUUGGCGGAGCAGAAGGAGCUACAAAACCUGAAUAAGGAGGAAGAAGUCAUUCUCCAUAAACUGGCAGAGGAUGAGAGUGAGCUCGUUCAGCAGAGCCAGUUGAUAUCAGUUCUCAUCUCAGAUCUGGAGCAUCGAUUGGAAGCGUCAGACAUAGACAUGCUGCAGGAUGUGACUGACAUCAUACAAAGGUGUUGGGAUUUCACUGUGAAGAAGCCAAAAACUUUUCCCGAACAACCAGGACGAGUGUUCCAAGCUCCGGAUCUGAGAGCGAUGCUGCGAGGGCUUACCGACCUGGCAAGUGUGCGAUGCUGCUGGGUUGAUGUCACCUUGAAUCUGACCAGCAAUGGACACAGUGUUGCGAUUUCUGCAAAUAAGAGAGAAGUGAAAUCUUUGUGGGACAAUAUUCCAGUUACAAAAUAUCCGAAUUACUAUUAUGGAGAUUUUUCUGGUGAUAAAAAAUAUCCGAAUUACUAUUAUGGGGAUUACUCUGUCCUGGGAUCACCAUUUUUCAAGAAUGGGAAACAUUACUGGGAGGUAGAUGUAUCCAACAAAAGUUCCUGGAUCCUGGGGGUGUGUGGGGAAAACCAUUGUAAAAGAAAUGUAAAUAACCCCCCUAAUAACCAAAAUAUUUAUGGUGGAUUACAGCCUAGAUUUUGCAUCUGGGCUAUAGGGUUACAGAAUCAAUCAGAGUAUCAUGCUUUUGAUGAUGAGACUCAAUCCCAGAAACCCAAGAUGUUGUCUCUUUCCAUGAAGGUCCCUCCCAGUCGUGUUGGGGUUUUCCUUGACUAUGAGGCAGGCACUGUCUCCUUUUACAACGUCACAAACCAUGGGUCACACAUCUAUGAAUACUCCAAGUGUGGCUUUCCUGAGAGAGUUUGUCCAUAUUUGAAUCCUCUGAAAUGUAAAUUGCCCAUGGCUAUUUGCAAACCAGGCCCUUGAGCCUUCUUAAUCCUCAUGUACUUACCUGGAGUGCCUUAUGCCUUGGGGGCAUGAGGCACUGAGCUUAUUUCCAACAUUCUGCCCCCUUCCUUGCUGGUUCUAUUCUUUUGCAUUUUGACAUCCUUUAUGUAUCAACAGGAUGUAUCACUUCCCCUGUGUUAGAUUUUUCCUAAAUAUCAUGCACGUUAGGAGAGGCUCUUAAUUUAUCAAUUUCUAUUCUCCCGAGGUAAAAUGAGGCCUCCUGACCUUUGUCAAAUAUUUGGUACUGGGAGCCGUGCUACUCAUGUCGUCCACAAAGUUGCGGGCAUGGGGCAGAUUCCUGAAAAGUCAGGAAUCUUGUUAGCUGACUCCUUGUUUCUCAUUUGUUUAUGGCUAGUUUCUACCAUUGUUAAAAUACACAUUUAAAAGUAAAACUGUACAUGCUGUUUGAUCAGUUACUGAAUAAACAAUUUGAUGGCAAAUGGCACUGUGUGAUAUAAAUAUUACAUUUUUUAUAAAAUUAGUAUCUCUGCCAAAAGACAGCAAUUCAACAUUUGGCCGAUCAUUAACAAGUGAAAAACCUGGAAACAAAAGGCUGUAUAUUUCU
Messenger RNA from Talpa occidentalis (Iberian mole), 2116 nucleotides. Its product is annotated as tripartite motif-containing protein 5-like. The record is from RefSeq and is a predicted model, not a curated record. Bases 1 to 1530 code for a protein of 509 amino acids. The transcript is spliced from 7 exons. NCBI's taxonomy places the organism in Eukaryota, Metazoa, Chordata, Mammalia, Eulipotyphla, Talpidae. Gene Ontology annotation, molecular function: zinc ion binding; protein binding.